AUGAGCCGUCAGCUUUUAGCAGGCAGCCAACAAAAUGCUCAAAGCCCCUUUACCCAGUAUAGUGUAAGUAGCUCAAGCUCCUGGCUCCGUCCUGGCUCCUGGAGCAGCACGAAAACAUCUAACUGUAGAGGAAGGACAACUUUAUCCCUGUGCGGAAGCUACAAGAGCAGUACCUGUGGAAGUGGAGGCCAGGGAGUACAAAGGAGAUACAGCAUCCAGGGAGUACGUGUUGAUCCAAAGCUGUUGGAGCCUUUCCAUGUCAGUAUCUCCCCUGAGAUCCAGAAAGAGAAACGCAAAGAGUCGGAGGAAAUGAAGAACCUUAACAGCAAAUUUGCAUGUUUCAUUGAUCAGGUGCAGUCCCUGGAACAGAAGAACCAGCUGCUAGAAACUAAAUGGAGCCUCCUGCAACAACAAGAUAAAUCACCUACAGAAAACUUAGAGCUUUUAUUUGAACAGUAUAUUGCAGCACUGAGGAACAUGCUGGAAGAUUUGUGCCAAACGAACAAGAAACUGCAAAGUGAUAGUGAAAGUUCAAAGGCACAGACUGCAGACUCCAAGCGCAAUUAUGAAGAGAAAGCGAACCAGCGUGUUGCAGCAGAGAAAGAGGUUACAGAACUUAGGAAGGACGUAGCCUGUAUCUCUUCAAACAAUGCAGAGCUGGAGAAGAAAGUCAGUCUCCUGGCCCAAGAGAUCCAGUUCCUGAAAUGUGUGUAUGAGAAGGAGAAAGAACAGCUUGAGAAACAAGAAGAAGGCAUGGAUGUGGUUGUGAAAAUGGACAACAGUAGAAACCUUGACUUGAACAGCGCCAUACUUGAAAUCCGAAAACAAUAUGAGGAAGUUGUGCAGAGAAGUCAAGCUGAGGCAGAUAAAUAUUACCAAAACAAGUUUGAAGACGCUCAAAGUAAGAGAUCUAGUUUCCAAGGGGAUCUGAAGAAUCGACAGCAGCAGAUUUCAGAACUUAUCAAACAAAUUGAGAAAGUCCAGUGUGAACUGCUGAGGUUGCAGAAGGAGAAUGAAGAGCUCCAGAAGACAGUUACUGAGGCAACCAAAGAAGGUGAGCAAGCCGUUCAAGAAGCCCAACAGAAAUUCACUGAGUUGAUGGAGGCCCUUCGAAAUGGCAAGGAUGAACUGGCCACCCUAUUACUUGACUUCCAGGAGCUCCUGAAUUUGAAGUUGACUCUUGAUAUUGAGAUUGCAGCUUACAAAAGUUUGUUGGAGGGAGAAGAAGAGAGGAUAUGCAAAGAUUCUGGAAGUUCCAUCAGCAUCUCUGUGACCAACUCCGGAAGCAAUUCUCAGAGUGCUGCGAAACAAGGAAAGGAAUGCAGUGAGAAGGCUGGGGGCGUCUGUGGAGGGAAACCCACAGGAAUUAAAGUACCCACUUUCACUGAUAGUAAAACCAAGUGUCAAAGUGAAAAGUGUUCUACUGUCUGCAAACAGUCCAGUAACAGUAAGAGAAAGUAA
Python bivittatus (Burmese python) is the source of this 1461-nucleotide messenger RNA. The record is from RefSeq and is a predicted model, not a curated record. Lineage: Eukaryota; Metazoa; Chordata; Lepidosauria; Squamata; Pythonidae.